AUGCCGCCGGCGCCACCGGCCUCGGACAUUCCGACCAAGCCUACGUGUCCGUCGAGUCGCAAAGCCGAGCCGGGCGACACGGUCUUCAUGACGCUCGAUGACGGACCGUCGAUCAAGGGCCGGAAGAACCUCCUCACAGCGCUCAUGCAGAUCAACCAAACCAUCAGCUUUUUCGAGUCGUCUUACAACUUUUGCGGCGCCGAGACGUACUACGAGCAAGAGCUGCACUGCCAGUCGCCGAGUCCGUACAGCGAAGUCACCGACCUCUUUGCCUAUACCAUCAAGGCCGGCCACUUUCUCGCUGCGCACUCCAACACGCACUACUAUAGCAACUCGUCGCGGCUUUGCGAGUACGCCAACAUGGCCAAGUUCACCAAGAUCGACGCGCAGUACGAGUCGUGCGGCAACACGCCGGUCGCUGACAUGACCGCCCUCAACAACGAGUCGCUCUGGGACAACGACGACGAGUUUGCCAUGUACCAAAAGGCGAUGACCAAUAUUUGGACGUACGCGCGGCUGCCGUGCACGAGUGCUUGGCGGCUCCCGGGCUACCAGAAGAUCACGCUCUUGGGUCCAAAGGACGGGCUCCAGCCCGAGCUUGGCGCCCGCACCGAGGUGGCCGACGCCAUGUUCCGAGGCUCGCUGCCGUGCCGGAACGAGACCUUCCAGAGCAAGCCGUGGAACACGAUUGGGUGGGACGUCGAGGUGCGUCCAGACGGCGCCAACAACCUCCCGCCCAAGUGCAACAUUUUUCGCAACAUUGAACAAGGCUUUGGUGGCGGCCACGACCCGCAGCGUCGGCAAGAGGUCGUUGUACUUGGCCACGACUAUCACUACGACACACCCGAGAAGGCCAAGCUCUUCCGCGACGUUCUCGUCGAGCUCAAGCUCCAGGGGUACGCGCUCGACACGAUCGACCACCUCAAGACACACUAA
Messenger RNA from Saprolegnia parasitica CBS 223.65, 936 nucleotides. RefSeq lists its product as hypothetical. Bases 1 to 936 code for a protein of 311 amino acids. Lineage: Eukaryota; Oomycota; Saprolegniomycetes; Saprolegniales; Saprolegniaceae. Gene Ontology annotation, biological process: carbohydrate metabolic process. The transcript is spliced from 2 exons. The record is from RefSeq and is a predicted model, not a curated record.